Molecule: messenger RNA, 2016 nt
Organism: Danio rerio (zebrafish)
Lineage: Eukaryota; Metazoa; Chordata; Actinopteri; Cypriniformes; Danionidae
Gene: crip2
Product: cysteine-rich protein 2
Source: RefSeq, marked validated
GGUCGGCUUGCGCGCGUGAAAGACAAACCUGACGCUGAGUGAGUGAGAGGGGAUCCCGUUUGAAUUCAAAUACAAGGCUUCACGAUGGCUUCAAAGUGUCCCAAAUGCGAAAAGACAGUUUAUUUUGCUGAGAAAGUGUCAUCACUGGGGAAGGAUUGGCACAAGUUCUGUCUGAAGUGCGAGCGCUGCAGUAAGACCCUGACGGCAGGUGGCCAUGCCGAGCAUGAUGGGAAACCGUACUGCCACAAGCCAUGCUAUGCUGCCCUCUUUGGGCCAAAAGGUGUGAACAUCGGUGGAGCAGGUUCUUAUGUGUACGAAGCUCCCACAAACACUUCCCCACCACCAAACAACGGAGACUCUGCGCCCAAAGCUCAGGAGAAAUGGGUCCCAGUGUCUUCAAGGCCACCUUCGAAAGCUGGAAGCAUCACCACCUUCUCUGGGGAAGCCAACCUGUGCCCCAGAUGCAGCAAGAAGGUCUAUUUCGCUGAGAAGGUGACGUCUCUGGGGAAGGACUGGCAUCGGCCGUGUCUCCGCUGCGAGAGGUGCAGUAAGACCCUGGCAGCAGGAAGCCACGCAGAGCAUGAUGGUCAGCCCUACUGCCAUAAACCAUGCUAUGCUGUCCUCUUCGGCCCAAAAGGUGUAAACACUGGUGGUGUUGGCAGCUACAUCUACGACAAGGAGCCCAACGCUGAGGCUCAGCCUUGACUUUUCUUUACCUCCUUUCUUACUUCCUUCCUUCUUUUUUUUUUUUUUUUGAAGUCCUUGGGAAGCCUGAAUUUAUUAUAAUAACAGCCACUACAAGGACCUCACGCACUUUCACAUAUGCCCCACUUCUUGCCUUAUCACAGGUACCCUGUGCCAGCUUGGAUCUUUCACAAAAAUGCCGCCACGUACUACAACAAAUGCCUCCAGCUCCAGCUGCACCAUUGACAAUCCCUCUUAUUUCUCCACUUUCAAGUCCUCCACCCCAAAUCCUGCAUGGUUAAUUCCGACCAUAUCAUUCGAUUGAAUUUAAAAGUAAUUUAUUUAACCCUAUUUAGUCUCUUUGUGUGUGUGUACAAUCAUUAAAUUGUUGCAUACCCAAAGGAAAAUCUUCCACAAUACUGCAUGUACAGUAGGAUGUGCGUGAAAUGUGUGUUCUAGUAGCCGAUAAAACAACAGAAGUUCACUGAGGGAGCUUUGUUUUAUGCGUCCGUUUGAAUCGCCUGCCGACAGAGAGAUGAAUUUCACCUCAGAGGCUCUCCGUGCAGGUGCGUUCGGGAGCACAUCACCAUAAAUCUGAGAAAUAUUGUCAAACCCAGAUUUGCUCUUUUGGCCGUAUGGAAGCAUUCCUAAGUUAAACAUUAAAAGGAGGUCUGCAGGACAUACUGUAUGCAGACUGUAAAGCCAAACGGCUAAGCUGUUAUUUAUUUUAACGGGAGGACAGAACUUGCUCCCGGUGGGCCGCUGUCUUGCUGAGUUUAGCUCCAGCUUUUUAUUGAACGCACAUGAACCGGCUAAUCAAGUCUUCCAGAUUACUACAUACUUCCAGGCUGGUGUGUCGGGAAAGGAUGGAGCUGAAAACCCACAGGAGCCCUUCAGGAGCAGGCUUGGACACCCCCUGAUUUAUGAGGUUGCUACAGUGCUACAUUGUAUAGUGCACAUGGGAACAAGGGUGUUUGUGACUGGUGCUGGGUGAGCAAGUAUCUGCAGCUAAUGUUUUUGAUGCCAAUCUAGUUCUGUUACAUGACACUUGGAAACGGAUAAAGGAAAAGAUUUGACUAAGCUUUUGUAUCGUUUGUGUUUUCAGUAUUUUAGACGAACCCCAGUUUCUCAAAGUGUUGAAACUGAAGUAUUAUGUUUCUCUUUAGUUGAUUAGCGAGUAGUUUGUUCGACUUCAUUCUCACUGAAUGUGUAUUUAGUUUUUUUGCUGUAUCAGGCCUUUGUUCUUUUGAGAACUUUCUUAUGCAGAGCCUGCAUGUCAAGUCCUGCUGCUUCUGUAUGUUUAAUCCCAUAAUAAAGUUUACAUAACACUUA